Messenger RNA from Poecilia latipinna (sailfin molly), 1131 nucleotides. RefSeq names its product ras-related protein Rab-33B-like. The record is from RefSeq and is a predicted model, not a curated record. Lineage: Eukaryota; Metazoa; Chordata; Actinopteri; Cyprinodontiformes; Poeciliidae. Gene Ontology annotation, biological process: Rab protein signal transduction. Gene Ontology annotation, molecular function: GTPase activity; GTP binding. The transcript has 3 exons. Bases 182 to 904 code for a protein of 240 amino acids.
CCGAUAAAUCAAACGCAGAUGUUGAAGCAAAGACGGCCCACUUCCCCUCUUCUGUCACCCACGCGGUCGUCCAGCGCCGUGGAGUGAGGCUGAGCAGCUUUUGGUCAAAAAAGGACGGACCUGAUUAAAGGGAAGCUUUUGUCCCAGAAUCACUGGAGUCACAGAGUUUGGAUCCGGGUUCAUGGAGUCUUCUCUUGAGUUCUCCAGCUCUCUGGGCAGCGUGUCCUCCCUGAUUAGCCGCUGUCGGACCUUCAAGGUGCUGGUGAUUGGAGACUCCGGCGUGGGGAAGACCUGCCUGACGCACCGACUGUGCGCCGGGGAGUUCCUCCGCAGGACUGAGGCCACGAUCGGGGUGGACUUCCGCGAGAGAGCGCUGGAAGUUGAUGGAGAGAAAAUAAAACUCCAGCUGUGGGACACGGCAGGACAGGAGCGCUUCCGGAAGUCCAUGGUGCAGCACUAUUAUCGGAACGUCCACGCAGUGCUGUUUGUUUACGACGUCACCUGUCCGGCCAGUUUUGAUGGGCUGACCGCCUGGGUGGAAGAGUGUCGGCAGAACUCUCUGGGUCAUGAAAUACCCAAGUUCCUCAUUGGGAAUAAGAGCGACCUCCGUGAUGCCGGCAGAACCGACAGCCAUGUGAGCCAGGAGCUGGCGAUGAACUUCGCCAAGGCUCGUGGGAUGGUUUUCUUUGAGACUUCUGCCAAGGACCUGCCUAAGAAACGCUUAAACGGACACCGAGAUGAAGGAGAGGAGCUGCUUCGGCGGAGUGAAGUGGAGGACAUUGUCACUGCCGUCGGGACGAUGCUGAAGAGACACAAGACACUAGUGGCUAACUCUCCAGCGUACAGCGGAUCUUUUAAAGUUCACAGGAGAAAGCGGGAAAAGGAGCCGUGGAGUUGCUGCUGAGACCGGUUCCGAUUCCCUCUGCACUCCACCCCUCCAAGUUGAAACUGUGACUCUAUGGCUUUUUAAUAUGAGCAUCUAAAUGUAAAAAUUCACCUUGUGAUUCAUUUUGACCAAUGCCAAAUGUUUUUUGUAAGAGCUUUGAUUUUCAUAAUGAUGUAUUCCUUGAAAUUUUUCUGUAUAUUUGUGAUCUUAUUGUUUCAAAAUAAAAGACUGUUGAUUCAAACAUC